GACAAACACAAAAUAACUCUACCUUGUCGGAAGGAAAAACAACUCCAAUUGCCGUGAACUGAGACUUAGAAAAAGAACCGAAAGGUGAUAACGUUUCACGCAACCCACUAUUCUCAAUUAUUUCGACUCCACAAUAGAGAGCCAUGGGAACUAAUGGCACAGCCGAUCUGGAACGGCGGCUCUCCGUUCUGGAAUCUCGAGUAGGAAUUUCCCAUAGGAACUCAUCAUCGAGUGCACUCGCUAGUAACAUCGAUUGUGUAAGCGACCGCUUAUUGAAAAUUCGUGGGGACUUGGAAAGAAAAAUUUCAUCCUCAUCUACGGGCGCUGCACCAAGAAGUACAAAUAAUACGAACACCAAUUCCAACACCCACAUAAGUCAAAAUGAACAAUCCUGGAAGCAAAUUCAAAAAAUGCUGCGUGAAUUGGAUCCCGGUAUAGCAUUGACUCAUCAGCAGCAACCAUUGUUGUACAAGAGACAACAAGUCUUGGCGUCUUCGGAUGAGUUGUUCAAAGAUUUCGCAGAACUCGAUCUUAUUCUUAAACUUCUGCUGACCGGAACGAAAAUUGACGGAACGGAAGCUCAAUCAUCUCUGGGAACUGCUGAGUCGAACGCAAAUAACAUUUCAAGUAAUAGAAACCGUGGUGGAGCCGGAGGUUCUGCGGAUGCGUCUAAUGCAACUAAAGCGGGACAGGCAUCCUCUUCUGCGCUGGAAAAACAAAAGCAGCAACAGGACAAGAAGAAAGAGCAGGAGUUGUCAUCGCAGCAACAACGACAAACGCAGCGGGGAGAGCCAUCAUCGAUUCGUCUUGAUCAGGUCACACAGGCACCAAUACUGACCCAACACAUGAGCACAACCGCCACCCGUCCUGAGGACCAAAAGCGGAUGGAAGACCUUCGCUUUAAACUUCAUGAUUUCCACAAUCGCACAACAGCUCUCGCGCAAAUUCUUCGGCGCAACUUGGAGUGUUAUCACACGGUUGCGACGGCUGUUUCCGAAAAAAUCGUUCUUGCAGACGAACAAAUCUCUAUGCUUACUGCAGCAAAGAAAGCUGCCGCAUGAGAAUGAAUCAAAGCAUUCGGCUGAGCUUUCACUACCGCUAACAUCACAACAACAAGAACAAAGCGUUAGAACGAAGGCAUGCAGUAACAGGACCUCUGGAGCAAAUUAUAGCUUCUGUUUUGGAACAUGCCUUUCCCUGCGAUACCUGAGAUGUCUUGCGAAGGCCACAAGUUUAACGUAACUCGUCCGACGUCGAGGUAAUAUGCACAGUUUCAACCAUAUUGUUAUUUCUCGUAGCGCAAAGCAAAACUUGUUGAAAAUACGUUUGGAUUGAAUGGUUAUUUCUUAUUCAACUUUACUCUACAAUAUUACUUUACAUCUUUAUAGAUCACCAGACAAAAUUAUUCAACACCGGAUUGGUUGCCCUUGUCUUCCGAUCUUCCUUAUCGGCUUGAAACCCAACACCGACAAACUGAUGCCUUUUAUCCACCGACUCACUGAACGAAUCAUCGCACAAGAAUGUCUUCUGACUUGACUGAUGAAGAUGACAUUGGUGGAACCGAAGUUGUCGCAGAGGCACUUUCAUACCGCGAAAUCUUAGAUGGUGAUUCUGUUGGAGACAAUGUCGUAGGUGCAUAUGUAGGUGCAUCUGUCGGGCUUUGCGAUGGAAAUGCUGUUUGUGCCAUUACAUGUUGUGGGUCCUGAGCCUUUGGUAUAUCGUCAAUCCCAGUGCAUAUUAGUGCCAAAGUGUUCCAUCGACAGCCUUUGUUGCGACACUUUCGUUUCUUAUUGCUCCAUUUCAAACAUUUAAGUGUAGAGGGGGUGUUAACGCACCCCUUCGGCGUCCAGCUACAGCCAUUCGUAUUCUUGCAUUUCCUUCGAUUCGAAAACGUUGCACAUCGAUUUCUUUGCGACAGAAAUCUUCCUUCUUCAUCGUUCGCCUCAUCGUCGACAGAGGAAGACGGAGAAAGUGUUGUCGGAGAAUAUGUUGGGGAAUAGGUUGUCGGAGAGAAUGUUGGAGUGCUUGUUGCUGCUAUUUUUUCAGACGGGUGUUCUGUAAAGUAAGGUAAUGUUUCUGAUAUUUGGUUUGGGAUUUUCUCGUUAAUACUUGCUUCCGUGAGAUCUAUUCCCAAGCCAACUGUCUCCUUGGUAUGUGACGAAGCGGGUUGCUCUGACCCCUAACGAAUUAUUUUCCAUCCAUUUUCGAAUGCAAGAAAAGUUAGAAACCAUA
Messenger RNA from Pseudo-nitzschia multistriata, 2232 nucleotides. The record is from the annotation of a GenBank genome assembly. NCBI's taxonomy places the organism in Eukaryota, Bacillariophyta, Bacillariophyceae, Bacillariales, Bacillariaceae.